Messenger RNA from Tuber melanosporum (Perigord truffle), 1702 nucleotides. RefSeq lists its product as uncharacterized. Gene Ontology annotation, cellular component: U2-type spliceosomal complex. Gene Ontology annotation, biological process: mRNA splicing, via spliceosome. The record is from RefSeq and is a predicted model, not a curated record. The transcript has a single exon. Gene Ontology annotation, molecular function: RNA binding. Lineage: Eukaryota; Fungi; Ascomycota; Pezizomycetes; Pezizales; Tuberaceae. The coding region runs from base 1 to 1644 and encodes 547 amino acids.
AUGCGCGAGGUUGUCGGUCGGGUAACAAGUGACAAAAUAAUUGCGGACAGCCAAGUCUUUGACGAAACUCACAUCCUCUCUAACUCACCAAUUCUACCACAAUCGCCCACCAUGCCUCCAAAACGCAUGACCGCAAAUCCCGCAAAGCCCCUGCGUUACCGGCCAGGUAAACCAAUUGCGUCAGAAGAAUCGGAUUCCGAAGAAUCAGAAGACUCUGAAGCUGAAGGGUCCGAAGAAGAUCCUCGACAACCCAGCAAGAAAGCCGCCGCCGAAGCUCCCGCAAAGGUCUCUACCGCUCUCCGAAAGGUUGACCUUAGCAAGCGAUUCGAAGAAGGCCGCAAAGAAGAAGAACAACGAGCAGCUGAAGAGGCUAGGAAGCGCGCCGAGGAAGAGAGCAGCGAAUAUUCAACAGCUGACGAGGACGAGGAAGAGGAAUCUGAGGAAGAAGAAUCUGAGGAAGAGGAAGAGGAAGUUCCGAAAAGAGUUCUUUUAAGGCCUACAUUUAUUCCGAAGGGGAAGCGCGGCGUUGUCGCCUCCCCCGCUCUAGACCCGGAGGUAGAGGCAAAGAAGAAAGCUGAAGAGGAAGCCCGGAAGAAAGCUGAGGCGGCGGCGCUUCUUGAAGAACACAUCCGUCGCGAUGCAGCAGCCAAAGCUGCUGGAAGAAAGGGGUGGGACGACGAUGAAGAUGAUGGGGAGGGCCUAGAUGACACAGACGACCUCGAUCCAACCGCCGAACGUGCCGCCUGGAAGCUAAGGGAACUAGUUCGCGUCAAGCGGGAACGGGAAGAGCUAGAGAAGAUAGAAAAGGAGCGGGAAGAGAUCGAACGUCGAAGAGCAAUGGAUCCCGAAUUGCGAAAAAAGGAGGACAUGGAGUACGUCAAGAAGCAGCGCGAAGAAAAAAUGGAGAAUAGGGGCAAAAUGGGUUUUAUGCAGAAAUAUUAUCACAAAGGUGCAUUUUAUCAGGACGAUUCGGAGAUCUUAAAAAAGGACUACGCAACUACUGCUGUGGAGGACGAAGUCAAGAAUCGGGAUGUGUUGCCAAAAUACAUGCAAGUUCGAGGCGACGAGGUUGGGAAACGUGGAAGGACUAGAUGGACACACCUAACGGCAGAGGACACGAGCAUGCAAAACGGAGGAAGUCCUUGGUUCGACAAGAAUGGUAUCAACAAGCGGGCUUCCGGGAAACUCGGCGGGAUGCAGGACGAUGAGAGAUUUCAACCAGACGACAGGAAAGACCGAAGUGGCAAUGGUGACUACCGUGAACGUGCACCCAAAGGAAGAGACGACCGAGACCGAGAUCCCCGUGAUAGAAGGCCUCCCGGAGGCCCGCGGGGUUCUCGUGGGAGUGAUAGUGGGGGGGGCAGAUAUCAAGAUCGUUUUGUUCCGGGUGCUGGGGGUUCACACCGGGACCGCUCCAGAUCCCCUUACGAUAGGGACCGUCGGGAUCACGGUAGAUAUAAUAGGGAAUGGAGUGAGGAGCGACACGAUCGGGAUCACGACAGGGGCAGGGAGAGGGGCAGGGAGAAGGGCAGGGGCAGAAACGGAGACGGAGACACAGACAUAGAUCGCAAGAGACCAUACUCCCCUCCAGGGCAACGGAGAGAUGGCGAUGGUGAGAAAAGGCGGAGGACGGAAGCGCGAUAAGGGAGGUAUAUGGAAAUAAUAUCAUGUAUUAUAGCAAUUUUAGCAUACUACCGCAUAA